AUGGCAGGCCCAGCAGGUCACCCAGUGAUUUCUUACCAGCCCUUGAGGCUUCUGUUUCAGUUGGCAUACGCCGGAACAGUGGUUAUUCGUCUCCCACUGUGGUUUGUGGUGGCCUUUGUGCGACCCUUCAGGCCGCAUCCCAACUGGACGGCGAAGCAGGCUUUGAUGUCCCGGGUCGCCUACGCGUUGUUUGACUUUCAGUCGCGCACCGGCAUCACACAGAAGCUCACGCUGAAGGCGGGCAAGGACGGCGACCGCUUCCAGGUUAUUGAGCCCUCGCCUUCGAGCAACUACAUUGGGCCCUUGGAGUCCCCAGUGCGCCCGGAAGCUGUAGGCGGGAAAUGGUAUCCGGCCCGCCCUCCUACUUCGGAUCUCGCUUCAAAGACUGUCAUCUUCUUUGCCCACGGUGGAGCAUUCGUCAUCGGAGACGGCAGAGACGGUUUGGCUGACUUUGCCGGAAACAACAUGAUCGAGGGCGGCGCCGCCGACUUGGUCUUCUCCUUGCAGUACCGCUUGUCCGGCUGGGCUGGCCAGUCUCCAUUCCCGGCAGCGUUGCAAGAUGCCCUGACCGGUUACCUGUACCUUACCCGCGAGCUCGGAAUCCCGUCCAAGAACAUUGUUCUCUGUGGCGACAGUGCCGGCGGUAACCUCAUGACUGCCUUGUUGCGCUACAUUGAGGAAUUCGGAACCCAGCUGAAUAUUGGCCUACCGAAGUGUAUGGCUGUCGUAUCGCCAUGGGUUGCGCCGUUCGAGUAUGAGACGACGAAAUUGAACAACUAUAACCAAGAUUUCCUGCCAAAGUCUCUCCUCAGCUGGGGCGCGCACACAUAUGCAGGAGACUUGCCUCCUUCAAACAAAUACAUCACACCGUUGGGCAAUCCUUUUGCGACGUCUGUGCCCAUAUUCGCCACCGUCGGAACUGCAGAGAUCUUUCAAGAUGCCGUGCAACAAUGGGCAGGGGAAAUGAAGCAGAUUGAUGGGAACAAGGUUGUUAUCGACCAGGUCGACGAUGCCUUGCACGACAUUUUCUUGGUUGGUGAAAUUAUGGGAUUUGUGGACAGCGCGAAGGGAAUUGUGGCGGCGAUCAAGACUUUUAUUCACGAAGUAUAG
Pestalotiopsis fici W106-1 is the source of this 1110-nucleotide messenger RNA. RefSeq lists its product as uncharacterized. The record is from RefSeq and is a predicted model, not a curated record. Gene Ontology annotation, molecular function: hydrolase activity. Lineage: Eukaryota; Fungi; Ascomycota; Sordariomycetes; Amphisphaeriales; Sporocadaceae. The coding region runs from base 1 to 1110 and encodes 369 amino acids. The transcript has a single exon.